This is a messenger RNA of Penicilliopsis zonata CBS 506.65, 1215 nucleotides long. RefSeq lists its product as hypothetical. The transcript is spliced from 3 exons. The record is from RefSeq and is a predicted model, not a curated record. Gene Ontology annotation, molecular function: metallopeptidase activity; protein binding. The coding region runs from base 1 to 1215 and encodes 404 amino acids. Gene Ontology annotation, cellular component: COP9 signalosome. Lineage: Eukaryota; Fungi; Ascomycota; Eurotiomycetes; Eurotiales; Aspergillaceae. Gene Ontology annotation, biological process: protein deneddylation.
AUGGCCGACCCAUCAAUUGCAUAUGUCUCGCAGACCACGUCUGAUUCUGGGCUACAUAUCCAGCUUCACCCUCUGGUUCUUCUCUCAGUCUCUGACCAUCUCACACGACAUGCUGCGCGAAAACAGCAAGGCCCGGUGAUUGGCGCUCUGCUUGGCCAGCAGAACGGCCGGGAAAUAUCAUUAGAGCAUGCUUUUGAGUGCAAAGUUGUCAGCGGACCAAAUGGAGAGCUACUACUCUCGCAGCCAUGGUUUGACGAGAGGCUGAAGCAAUUGAAGGAUGUACACAAAGAGCCUGCCCUUGAUCUCGUGGGGUGGUGGUCGACCGCUCCCCCAACCGGCCCGGACUCCUCUCAUAUUCCGAUCCAACGACAGGUCCUCCAAGACUACAAUGAGUCGGCAGUUUUCCUUGCAUUCCAUCCAUCGCAGCUCCAGUCGGCUUCAGAAAGGGGAGGAAAGCUUCCCAUCACAAUCUACGAAGGUGGUCUCGAUAGCGAACGUGCGGCGGAUGGCGACCGGACAAUGCAGGUGGACGGCGAGGAACCCUCCCUCCAGAUUCGGUUCCAGGAACUGCCGUAUACGGUUGAGACUGGCGAGGCCGAGAUGAUCGGCAUCGAGCAUAUUGCUCAGGGCGGUGGGAACGCGGCGUCGUCGUCGUCAUUAGGCAAGAAAAACGAGAGCAGCGCAGAUGACGACAGGAGUAAUGUCGGUGUACUCACCGAGGAGGAGGAAGAGAUGAUUGCCAGCCUCAACACUCGACUAAACGCUAUUCGAAUGCUGGAAUCCCGCAUCUCGCUCAUCAAAGCGUACCUGUCGAAUAUCUCUUCCACCACCACCACCACCCCCCCCCCUGGAUCCGCCGAUCAGAAGCAAUCCUCGCCGCCAAGGGACCCUACCAUGCCCCCACUUUCCCACCCCAUCCUACGGGAGAUUAAUUCCCUCCUCGCACAUCUCUCCCUCCUGAGUCCAGGCGAGCAGAGCGGGUUCACCGCCGAGUCACUCGCCCAGACCAACGACGUCCUACUCGUCUCGCUUCUUGGCCAACUCGGCCAGGGCAUCAAGAGCAUGCGCGAGCUCGGCCGCAAGUCCGCCAUCGUGCAGAAUACGCGCCAGAACAUUGCGUCCCGCAAGUCGCAGAUGGCCGCCAUGCAGACCCGGCUGCAGAAUCCGUACUCGACGGGCGGGAGCGGGAAUGUCGGCGGGAUGUACGUUGAUUGA